GAAAAAUCUUUUCGUUUCAACUUUCAAACUUAUAUAAUGACUUAAAUUCUAGGUAUAGCUAACAGACUGUUAUUAUAAUGUAAGAAGCUCAAACUUUAAUUAUUUCAGAAGAUGGAGAUUUGGAAGCAAAAGCAACUCGCAAUCGUCUUACUUUGUUGCGUCUCAAUUUAUGUUAUCAUGGGAAAUAUUAAAGAAAAUUUGAUGCCACAAUACACUACUAGCCAACGUUAUCCAUACAUGCUCAAGGAUAAUUCAUCUCUCUCGGAAGCAAAACGAACUUUCAUAGAGAAAAACGACUCAAAAUAUGUCAACAAUAACACCAUUUUGAAACAGACAUUCACAGAAGAAAAAGAAUCAUUAACUACGACUAAGGCAAAAAUGGUCAAUACAACGUCUACCGUUAUAACUACCACAAACACCUUCACAACCACAGAAACAACAACACUGGAUACUACAACGUCUAUUGGAAUACCUAGAAGUCCUUUAUUGAGGAAUUUAGACUGUAAAGGAAUUAUGGACGGAAACAACGAAGCUGUUAAAAAAGCUAGGAGGGAAGUUGCUUUGAUUAAUUCAGAGCAACUUGAGGAAAGAAAAAAGAAAUAUCUUUCUGACGAAAGAGUUGCAGAAUGGACAAAGAAUUGUUCUUAUUUCAAAAGUAGAAGGAAGUAUAUCACUCAGCCUUUGAGCGAAGAAGAAGAGAAAUAUCCAAUCGCAUACAUCAUAAGUGUUUACAAGAGCCUUCACUCAUUUGAGAAUCUUCUUCGAUUGAUAUAUCAUCCUCAGAAUAUAUAUUGCAUUCACAUCGAUCAAAAAUCAGAUCCAACUUUUCAGAAACGAGUUAAAGAAAUUGCAGAUUGCUUUGAUAAUGUUUUUCUAGCUUCAACAAUGACGAAAGUAUAUUACACACAUUGGACGAUUGUUCAGUCCAGUUUAAACUGUUUGACGGAUCUUAUAGGAAUGGAGAAAUCUCACCAAUGGAACUACGUAUUCAACUUAUGUGGUCUUGAUUUCCCAACAAAAACAAAUCUUGAGAUUGUUCGGGCUUUGAAGAAUUUAAACGGUACUAACAGUGUGGCUUCUGCAAAUUUUGUUGACAGGGAAAAUAAAUUGCUCAGGUUUAAGUAUGAAUUCAAACUUCCAACCAAAAUAGUGACUGGACACGAAUGGUUAACUGCAACAUAUGUUAAAAAGAGUCCACCACCUCAUGGAUUCCAGAUGUUCUCUGGGACGGAUUAUUUUAUUUGGUCAAGAAAGGCCGUGGAAUAUUUUAUGAAUGAUUCUAAAAUAAGAGACUUUUUUGAAUGGAACAAAAAUACGUUAGUACCAGAUGAGCACGUAUGGGCGAGUAUUCAACGAAUGUAUCCUCAAGUACCAGGGAGUCUCCCACCAACACCGGACUUUCGAACAACAGAAAAUGAUGUAAUCACAAGAACUAGAGUUUGGGGUGAUGCUGUAUAUAGAUGCAAGUCACGUUAUGUGCGAGCUAUAUGCAUAUUUGGUGUGGCUGAUCUACAUUGGCUUGUGGCGCAGAAAGGGAUUUUCGCAAAUAAAAUGGACUCACAAGUUGAUGCCGUGGCAACUGAAUGUUUGAGUGAAUGGUUACGAAAUCGUACUCUUGAAAAUACGUCUUUGUAUAAAACAUAACUUGAUAAGAAAGUGGUGCCGUGGAUCGUUUUGUUAUUAUGCUGUUGUUGUUGUUGUUGUUAUUUUUUUUAUUUUUUUUUAUAUCUUUUUGAUUGUUAAAAAAAUCCCUUUUUACAACUGGGCCAACUACUUUUAAAAUUUCCCGUGUUUAAAACUUUUGUUGUCGCUAAAAGGUUAUCACUUUUAUUUAUUUCAAAAAUGUCAGUAAACUCAAUGAAAAAUGGAAUUUGUUUUCACUAUAAAAUUUUUGCGAUGACAUCAUCAAAAAUAAAGAUUGCGCACCACGUGGCGGUUCCGCGUUCGCGAACGUUGCGAUCCGGAAGACUACGGUGCCGGUAUUGCAAAAAAAUUGGAUACCCAUACUACUCCGUUUUAGCCUUCGUUUCCAUAUAUUUGAGCAUUGCUCCCUUGAUUAUUAGUAAUACAUCCACUGUCUAAGAAUAUCUGCAAGUAUACUUGCCAGUACAUCCAAAUAUAUGCUUGGGAAAUUGAUCAAAUUAUCAUGUUGCGCUCAUUCAAAAUCAACACAAAAAACUCAACUCCUUUUGUGAUUCAAACACAAUUUCGCGGACACAGGGCUGUACAACGUUGCCUAUGAUCUUGGCUAUCCGCAACAAUUAUUGCAUGUAUUAGAAAUUAUGCUUAGAAUUAGAAAGUUUGUGCUAAUUGCCAUGCAGUGUAUUUAUGCAAAAUUGUUAUUUGUUGCUUAAUGACUUUCCAUCCGACUUAUGGACCGAUAAAUUUCAGAUUUUCAUUCUAAAAAAGAUUAAAAUCGUUUAAAUUAUAUCACUUUUGUUUGAUUUUUUAAAUAUUCUUUUGUUAUUAUGAGUUUCAAUAUCUCAACUGAAAUUUCCGCUGCGUGUUAUUCCGCCAUCUUUUCGACCAAUGUCGUACCGGUACUGAUGUAAAUUACCACGGUAGUGGGAAGCAUUUGAAUGAUUAGACCAGAUUAUCUGAUAUGGUUAUUUAUUUGACAGUACAUAGUACAUAGAUAGUGUUCAAUAAAUAUUCCCAUGUUAUACAAAUGGUUGUUCAUUAGGAUAUAUUUGUUGCUUAAUAGCAUAAACAUUUUUUUAUUUUUUAUUUUUUCAUAUUCCUGUUUUGUAGUUACUACGUGCAA
Messenger RNA from Styela clava, 2764 nucleotides. Its product is annotated as beta-1,3-galactosyl-O-glycosyl-glycoprotein beta-1,6-N-acetylglucosaminyltransferase 3-like. Gene Ontology annotation, molecular function: acetylglucosaminyltransferase activity. The record is from RefSeq and is a predicted model, not a curated record. NCBI's taxonomy places the organism in Eukaryota, Metazoa, Chordata, Ascidiacea, Stolidobranchia, Styelidae. Gene Ontology annotation, cellular component: membrane.